Molecule: messenger RNA, 5393 nt
Organism: Porites evermanni
Lineage: Eukaryota; Metazoa; Cnidaria; Anthozoa; Scleractinia; Poritidae
Source: the annotation of a GenBank genome assembly
AUGACUGUCUUCAGGAGAAUCAAACGAAUGUACCGAUGUCGACGUUGUUGUGUUCGAUUUGCUGUUCUGAUAGCUACAGCAUUGCUCUGUGCACUUGAAGCUGUAAAAUACAAAAACAGGCUGAAAAUUACAGGUGAGGCUCUUUUUAAAGUGCUUUCUCUGACCACCAAUACCAUGCCAUGAUGGGAUUGAGGUCAUGUCUUCCUUCUAUGUUUUGAAUCUAAACCUUGUAAAUUGAGUCAUUCAGCGUCGAAAUCAGUAAUCUAUCACUAAAGACACAUUUUGAAAACAUUUAUUCUAUAUUCUGAUAUAUAACCGUAAGUUUGUAUUGUAAUACUGACAACUCCAUAAAGAAAAGGUCUUUAUUGUGAUGUGGUCGCUGUAGAUCAGUUUGGAUAACAAUUGGAAUGGUAAUUCUUCUGCGAGUUUCGCUGCUUGCAUCAAGCAUUUAUCGAAUUGUAAAUUCUUUCGAAACGCAUAUCUUUGUUCUUAUCGCAUUACAUGGCGAUUCAUUUAACAUCAUGGGUAUGCUAUUGAAAACAAUAAUAUCCUGGUAAUGCAAGGCUAGUGUAACAGAGAACACGAUGAAUUCUGUCUUCGUGUAGAAGAACCAUCGGAUUCACUGCUGCUUUGAAAGGUCCUCUGUAAUCUCGGCCAGUAACACUGAAAUGUAGUUGCAUAUUUUGAGUGGGCUGCGGAGGGGAUAAGUUUGGGAAAGGCGGUCAGUCCCUUACCUCACACAACCAACCAAUCUCCUGACCCUGACCCUGUAAAACUGGGAACAGGCCUGGAACACCCUGGAGCACCCUCGGAAAUUCCCGGAAAACCCCUGGACACCCCCCUGACAGAAUGGACCCCUUUUAAACAAAAAUAAAAGUGAACAUUUGCGUAAAUAAUUUUUUUGUUUUUCUUCUGACAGUUGAAAAGGUGUUGAUGGACCAACACUACUUAGUCUCAUCCCUUUAUAGCUAGGCCCUAACUACAGAGUAUCUCACUGAUAUCUAGGUAAAAUCUAAUUUGUUAGCAACCUUUUCUUUAUAACGAGGGCUAUUAACGAGUAUAUGCUUUGGAGGAUUCUAACACAUGUUCUUUGGCCUUAAAUUGGGAGGUCACGAGGCUAGUAUGUUUCCAGCCUUCCAUGCAGGCGUCUGUAGUAACCCUACAGGGAAAAAAAAUCAGAUUAACUUUGUUAAAUUAGUACACUGGAUUCUUUUGAUUACCGUGGUGUUUUUUUCAAAUCCAGAUAAAUUAUAACAAUAAUAAUUUUAUUGAUACCUAUGCUAACUAAAAAAAAUCCUAUUUAGAAUUAAUCCGCUUAAAAAACUAUUCAGAUUUACAAUUCCUUUCGAUUAUUUAAAAAAGAUUAAUUUUAAUCAGAAAAAAAUCAUUUUAUUUAAAACAGUAUUCGAAUUAAAACAUUUCAUCACUGUUCCAGCUAAGUACAAUAACUUUAUCAUUUUUUUCACAUGUUGUUGGUCAUUUUCAGUUGUUGUGUUGAUUAGCGUGGGUCGUCGUGAGUCGUAUCGCCUCGUUUUAGUAACCAAGUACAGGUUUUUGGUUCUGACAGAAUGAUAAAAAGCAUUUUACGUGGUUUUUUAGAAGUUGUAUAGUAAUAAACACAAAACUUUGCCUGGAAAAACAUUGAUGAGGAGCGAUAACCCAAGCGAGAGAGGGUACGAGCAAUUGACCAAUGUCAAUUGACCGAUGAUCUCUUGGAACACCUUAUCCCGAUAACUCACUGAUAGUCUCCCCCGCGGACGUUCUUUGGGAUUUGUCACGCGUUCCUGCCCCACUGAACGCUUAACGAACCCCUAAGAACGUCUGCGUGGGAGGCUAUCUCACUAAGGGCUUAUACCGUUUUCCGGGUUUAAAAUCACUGUCAUUCCGAUAGUUAUAUUAUUUAUUUAUCACCAAUACAAGCCUGUUUUAUUGUUGUUAUUGUUGUGUUUUGCCCUAGGUUUGCCUAAUAUGGAAAGAAAUGUAUCGUAUCAUCCGCCGACAAUGGAGCCUAAUAAGGACCGUUUUCAUGAAAUUAAAGUGAGUAGUCGGUCUAUUGCAACUGAUUGACUCGCAUGAAGGAUCAACCUUAAUGAGAUAAACAAGGGUUAUCUUUUUGUCUUAUAACUAUUCAGAGACACUGAGGAGAAUGGCUACACCAUUUAUUUGUCUGGAAAACAUUAUUUAUUUUUCUCAAGAGAGGAUAAAGGGGACAGAGAAAGCAUCCCCCAUACACCCCCUAUUUCAUAGGUAAUUCGUCUCGAGUUAUUUUUAAGACCACAGAUCCCAAGGGGGAUUAGACAACAACCAAUCACAUAGCGCGAAUGUGUUCCGCGUGGAUGACCCACGCUAAGAGCCACGCGUCCUUCACGAAUUGACGCCGAACAAAAUGGCGGAAGACGCGGACAGCGAUAUUGCUAUUCGUUUUGUCGACGAAAACAACUAAAGAGAGAUUUCUACUAAAGCGGUGUUAGCGAAAUGGAAAUUAAAAAAGAAUCGCCCUUCCUCUCUUGUAUAGAGCUAACAGUACUGCAGGGAAAUCCUUAACACACUGAAUAUUCUCUCAGGAUCAUUUAUAAUUUACAGUUUGAAGAGAGCAAUUUUUGGUUUGAUAUUUAUUCUUUUAUUAGUCUUUUAUUAUUCAACAAAAAUAACACUUGGCGUCCUACUUGCUUUAUUGUACAAGUGACCGGUUUCAAUAGACCGGCGAAAUUUCUCAUUUCAUUAAAACACCGCUGAGGUUACGACAACUUCGAGUUAAACUGAUUGUCAAAGAGUCCAGCGAUUCCCUUUUCCCAGAUGAGCGCCGACUCAUUUCGCUUCAAUAUUCAGAAAUGCUCUCGAUAUCUUUACGCUUUCAUUGCCUUUCGCCCGACAUGUUUUGCACGGCGUUUAGUCAUGCGAAACCUCCACGAAACAUCCACGCAGCGNAAAGCGGUGUUAGCGAAAUGGAAAUUAAAAAAGAAUCGCCCUUCCUCUCUUGUAUAGAGCUAACAGUACUGCAGGGAAAUCCUUAACACACUGAAUAUUCUCUCAGGAUCAUUUAUAAUUUACAGUUUGAAGAGAGCAAUUUUUGGUUUGAUAUUUAUUCUUUUGUUAGUCUUUUAUUAUUCAACAAAAAUAACACUUGGCGUCCUACUUGCUUUAUUGUACAAGUGACCGGUUUCAAUAGACCGGCGAAAUUUCUCAUUUCAUUAAAACACCGCUGAGGUUACGACAACUUCGAGUUAAACUGAUUGUCAAAGAGUCCAGCGAUUCCCUUUUCCCAGAUGAGCGCCGACUCAUUUCGCUUCAAUAUUCAGAAAUGCUCUCGAUAUCUUUACGCUUUCAUUGCCUUUCGCCCGACAUGUUUUGCACGGCGUUUAGUCAUGCGAAACCUCCACGAAACAUCCACGCAGCGCGCGAGUUGACUUUAUCCCGAUUCUAAAAAUAACUCGAGACGAAUUACCUAUGGAAUAGGGUGUGCAUGAGGGAUGUCUUCUCUAUCCCUUUUAUCCUCUCUUGAUUUUUCUGUAGUGCACUUUAACUACGCCAGUGAUCUUAACCAUCAUUGCUCGCACAGUCUUCAUGAAAUUCCAACCUGCUGUAAAAGACGGAGCUGUAGAACAUCCCUAAAUUUCUUUGAUCAGUCAAUUAAAUGAAUUGUAGCUGGCGCCAAAUGUAGAAACACGCAUGUAAAUAAGCCUCGCUUGUUGUUUAUUUUACUUCUGCUUAAUCACUUUCUUUAUUCAAAAACUUACGAAAAGGAAAGAUAAAGACGGAAAACAAAGAAGAUGACAUCUCCUUAGAAACAUGUAAGUGAAUCUAUAUGAACUAUAAAAGAUGACAAAUAAAAGUGGGAGCACAUGAGGACUUUUGUCUUUCAAAUUAUCGCUUAUAUUAAACUGAUGAUUGAUAUUUCUAUUAAUUAUCCUCUUCCCUUAUCACGUGGGACUUUUCAGGGAAAAUAACAAGGUUAAGAGUCCCAACUGGUAGGAGGCGAACCAGUUGGCUAUUUAGAAGCGUGACCGAGGAUUUGAGCUCGGGACCACUGUGAGCAAAUCCUGCUAGCGAUCAGGGCAGGACUUGAACUCGGGGACUCCGGAUUGCAAGGCCAGCGCUGUACUUGUUUGGCUACGCUGCUCUCUUAAAAAUACUAUAUCCGGAAAAGUGAGUCAUUAACGGUGUCGUAAAUAUUGUGUUUGCAGAAAGCGCAAAUUUCGUCUCCUGAAGGCCUGGGUAAGGAUCACGGAAGGGAUGCACUGAUUCAUUUGGAUACGCAAACUGGCAGCAGAAGUGAAGGUGGGUCCUUGAAUGAGGCCAAACAUCAACCUGGAAACAUUGAAAUUAACAAGGACAACUCAAAUAAAAUAUUGAAUCCCAUUCAACAAAACCAAAAUGAACUGAUGGUGAAAGAGGAGCAAAACAAUAGGGACUAUGUAGAAACAAGAAAACAGAUUGAAGAAAUUGUAGGAAUCGAAAUUCAAAAUAUAGGAGACAAGAAGUGGAAAAAAACAGACGACAAUAUGGCUGUGAAGAAAGAUGCUAAAGAGAGAAAAGUAAUGAAAAGAGUCAAUGAUGACACAGGCUUGGUGGUACAACGAAAAACUACCCGGCAAGAAAAAGAAAAAAAUCACAAGGAAGGAAAUGGAUUGCCAGCAAGAGGUAAGUUUCAUUUGAAAGAAAACAAAGAACAUACUGGGAAGGAGAUGUUAGAACAGGGAGAAGAGAAAGAGGUACAUGAUACACUAAGAGCGGAUAUAACUGAAGGUCAUACAGAGAACGAAAGGAAAAAAACUAAAAAGAUAAAACCGGAAAAGAAUUUAACAAUUACGAGAGAAGAUCUUCAACAGAAAAAACAAGGUACUGAUAAGUCGCCGAAAGAUCAAGCUCCUCGCGGAGAUAAAGGGAUUGAGGGCAAAGGUACUGUCGUAAUACAGAAAAAGGAAGCCAAUGAGGGUAUGACUGUUGAAAGUCAUUUAAAGGAAAGAAGGUUGAAAUCAAUAACCGCUGAACACCACGUAAAUAUGACUAAAAAUGAUCAUGGAAAAACUGCUCUCGAAAGAGGAAAUGCCACUUUAAGAGGCCCAGCAAGGUCAUCAGGAAGAAACCACACAAACAGUAAGGAUGAUAUAGUUAGAGGCUCCAUUAAAACCAACUGGAAAGAAUCAGAAAAUGUGAUAAAGAAACCAAAUAACAUUAAUCAACUAAAUAACAUGGAACCCGUAAAAAGGAAAGCAGAUGAAAACAAAACAAAACAUGAGGAUAUUUACGGUGCUAAGACUGAAGUGAGAAGAAACUACGCAAGACGCACUUAUAAAGAUACGGAUGGAAAUGAAGCUAAAAUUGAAAGGAAAGAGACUAGAGGUAAACAAAGAAGUAAUAAAAUAUAUGAUGAAGAGAAUAAUGUAGGAAGG